This is a messenger RNA of Mercenaria mercenaria, 2636 nucleotides long. Its product is annotated as tigger transposable element-derived protein 4-like. Lineage: Eukaryota; Metazoa; Mollusca; Bivalvia; Venerida; Veneridae. The transcript is spliced from 2 exons. Gene Ontology annotation, molecular function: DNA binding. The coding region runs from base 1607 to 1960 and encodes 117 amino acids. The record is from RefSeq and is a predicted model, not a curated record. Gene Ontology annotation, cellular component: nucleus.
UGCCCGUCAACGACAAUGACCAAUUUCUGUUUCAUUCUGCGUCAAGUUUUACUUGGGUAAUUUGCUGUUUGCCAGUGUAUAUUCAAAACUCAAAACGAACUGAAAACAGGUCAACUUGUUCCAAAGCUUCAAUAUUGUUCCAUAGCGCUGAACUACGAAAUUGAACCUUGGCUUCUUUUCGAACUUCGGCAGCAAAACUUCGGCUACUAAUCCCUUCCUUCUGCCGAACAGCGGCCCGAACAUCAGCCCGAACAUCGACUUUUAAUACAAAAUUUCUUACAACUAUUUUAUACGUCAUUUAGAUAUAAGAAACUCAUCUAGUGACGCACAAGGCUAAAACGAGUAUAAAGGUAAGUCUGCAACACAUUGGGAACACUGUACAAAUAAGAUAAUUAUGGAAACAAGUUUCGAACAGGUACAGCCCCGUUCCAAACUCAACCUUUCCUAAACCGAAACACACAGCACGCGGACGUGCACACGACCAGCCCAAACACACACACAGACAAAGCAAACAGACGAGGACUAAAUGAACAAAUACAGGAACAACGCCGAGGAAAGCUUUCGAACGGUCAGUGGCAAAAUAUAAACACCAAUGGAAAGCUUAAACCGGUUUAUAGCACACCUAACCGCACUCUGAAAGCUAGGUAAUUUGAUCGGCCUCUGUUCGUUUUCGCCGCAAUGCAUAAUCAACAUAUAGCUUGAUACAACUCCUCAUACAUUCAACAAUGUAGUUAGUAUACUUUUCUAUAUUUUCUAUAUUUCGAUAUGUUUCAAAUUGACUUUAUUUCCUUUAUUAUAUUUAUGAAGUUAGCAAAUAUCUUGAUUUUCUGUCUUUAAAUUGAGAUCACAUUCUUGACAGUCAAUGUUAUAUCAUGAAUUUUAAUUCUAUAAUUGCAUGGGGGAACGGGGCGGCUCUAUGGCGGUGUUGUCCGCUGACUUAAAAUCACCUGUCCCUAACAGUUAUGGGUUCGAAACCUCGAUUUGGGUGUUGAAUUCUUCAUGUGAGGAAGUCAUCCAGCUGACUCACGAAAGGCAGGUUAUGCUGCCGCCCACACAUGGAAUAAUGUUAGAGGGCACCUGGGGUCUUCCUCCAACACGAAAAGCUGGAAAAGGCGUCAUAUAUCAUAUGACCUAUACUCUGUCGGUAUUUCUCUGUAUCCAACGGAAACGAAACAUAUAUAUUGAUAAUGUCAUAUAAAUAUCUUCCAAUUCUGUGUCUUUUUCCGAAAUUCAAAAAGAGUUAUAUAAACAUGUAGCUAUAGUAAGAAUGAAUUAUUACAAAAUUUACAAGACUUACAAAGCGAAAGUAUUGUAUGCCUAACUGGUAUUUUAAAUAAACUGAUAGUUACACUUAUUUAAACUGAUGAUACGAUCAGAUUGAAAACGUGCAAAAAACAUCACAAAUUAUCUACAGAACAUUGUUCAGCUAUUGUUUUACAAUUUUAUGUCGCAUAACGUCAUUUAAUACUUCUUUUUUUUUAAACAUUAGGGACUGCAGUUAUGGAACAUUACAUGUGAGUAACAGUUGUCUUGUUUUCCGUUUUCAGGAGAGAAACUGAGACCGCUUGUCGAUGGGAAGUCUAGAAAACCCCGAUGCUUUGGCCGGAUGUCCACAUAUUCCUUACCGGUGCUAUAUGAAGCCAGCAGCAAAGCAUGGAUGUUGACUCCGCUAAUGGAAGACUGGUUGAAAGAACUGGACAGAAAAAUGCGUGCUCAGAAUCGCAAGAUUUUACUACUGUUGGACAAUGCUCCUGUCCAUCCUAAGGUCACAUUGGAGAAUUUGAAGCUGCAAUUCUUCCCUGCCAACACCACCUCAGCACUACAGCCCAUGGAUGCUGGCAUCAUCCAAGCCGUCAAGCCUAAGUACCGACAACGCCAACUCCAACAUGUUCUUCUGGAAGUGGAAAAGCAACCAACAAAACUUGGGCCAGAGAUUUUUAGAGAUAUCACGAUACUGUAGGCCAUCUAUUGGAUCAACGCUGCAUGGCAGGAGGUGAAUACAGAUACCAUACAGAAGUGCAUCGCCAAUUGUGGCUUUACUGAGGCAAGCGUUAGUGAUAUUGGUGUAGUUAGUGGCAGUGAAUGGGACACUGAGUUUGAUAUUGAAGAUGACUACCCGCUUGCAGUACUGAAACUCUCAUCAGAACUCUUUGGGUCAGAGUUUAAAGAGCUUCUUGACAUUGACAAUCAGCUCUCAACGUGUGCUAAUAACUUACAAGAUUGGGACAGGCCUGCUACUGAGAUUCUCAGGGAUUUGAGUGAUUGUAGAGCUGAUGAAUGUGAAAGUGACAACGAACAAGAGGAUGUUCCAGCCGAGUCGAGUGUCAGUGCAACUGAUGUUGCUCAAUAUCUUGAAAAGAUCAGACAAUAUGCAUUGUGUAAAAAUCAGCCUGCUAUGUUAGAUAAGGUUAUGGACUUAGAGGAUUUAUUUACGCGGCUGAAAGUAGAGAUGACAGACAAACAAAGAUAAGUGACUUCUUUAAGAAAUAAAAUGUGAGCUAAGCAUAAAGACAGAAAUCAGUUGUGUUCAUUAUUCAGUGUUAAAAGGCAAAAGAGAGUUUAAAUUUGAAUAAUGUACAUGUUUUAUGAUAUGGAUCUUUAUUGACAUACAUGUAGAGUAAAUUGAUGAAACUGUU